Tarenaya hassleriana is the source of this 681-nucleotide messenger RNA. Its product is annotated as LRR receptor-like serine/threonine-protein kinase ERL1. The coding region runs from base 1 to 681 and encodes 226 amino acids. Gene Ontology annotation, molecular function: protein binding. The record is from RefSeq and is a predicted model, not a curated record. Lineage: Eukaryota; Viridiplantae; Streptophyta; Magnoliopsida; Brassicales; Cleomaceae. The transcript has 2 exons.
AUGUCGUUCAACAGAUUCUCCGGCAAAAUCCCUGUCGGGAUCGGAAACCUGGCGGGCAUGAUUGGAACUCCAAGAACUUACUCGGCAAUAGAAAAUUUGUUCAUGUUCUCGAUGGAGUUCAGCGAGCUGAUGGUGAACUGGAAGAAAGCAAAACAAAGCCUACCAAGUCAAAGCCUUGAGAUAUACUCUCUGUUAAACCUGUCAAAUAACAUGCUUUCAGGAGUGAUUCCAGCUUCAGUUGGAAAGCUAAAAGGUCUGAAAAUACUCAACGUCUCAUUCAACAACCUAACCGGAAACAUACCCAUAAGCUUUGGAGACAUCGAGAGCCUCGAAAGCAUGGACCUUUCACACAACAUGCUUUCCGGUAAAAUCCCGCAAUCAUUCUCAAGGCUGCAACAACUCACAACUUUGGAUCUUAGUAACAACAAACUUCAAGGUCCUAUUCCAGUAUACGGGCAGAUGAGCACGAUGAACGAUCCCACCAUUUACACCAAUAAUAGUGGGCUUUGUGGCUGGCAAAUUCAGGUAAAAUGCCCAGAAGAGGUGUCUCUUCCUGAACCAAAACCAGAGGAAAGUGAGGAGGAUGCAUGGCCGAUCCUUCUUCCCAAGAAAGAAAUGAUAAAAGUGCCGGUUUUUAGCUUCCUCUGGGCAAGGCAGCCUCAAGAGCUGUUCUGUGGAUGA